This is a messenger RNA of Linum trigynum, 3779 nucleotides long. NCBI's taxonomy places the organism in Eukaryota, Viridiplantae, Streptophyta, Magnoliopsida, Malpighiales, Linaceae. The record is from the annotation of a GenBank genome assembly.
AAGUGUUGCAUAUCACUUAAGCAACACAUUGGAAGCUUUUUACAACACAUUUCAUGUGUUGCCAAAAGCCAGUUUUCCCGUAGUGUAUUUAUUAGUUAGUGACUCUCACCGACUCCUUCAAGUGAAAGUGAGGAAGUUCCAAACUCUUCUUUUACCCCACUCUCCAUUCUACAACCUUUGUGUUUAGUUGUUGUUAGCUAGGUUUUCGUCUAUGACUUUGCACAGAUCAUCGCAUAUGUGUUUUGUUAUUGUUCUCUAGGUUUUCGUGUAUGAUUUUUUGCACAAAUCAUCGCAUUUGUGUUUAGUUAUUGUUCGCUAGAUUUUCGUCUAUGACUUUUUUGCACAGAUCAACGCCUUUGCCCACCAUUUUGCAGUCAAUCUCAAAAUACUGUCGGCGGAAUCCUAAGUUGUUCCACACCACUGUUUUCCAAUUCAGCUACCACGAGUUUUGUAUCGGGACCGACUUUCAUCCUCUUUAGUGUUUUUUUUUUCAUUCUCUUUUUCUUUUUUGGUGGCCAUGAUCGCGAUUGAACCCAAACACAUGAGCCAAACUUGAGCUUAGUUAUGUUCAGCUCGUGAAUCUCGCAAGCUAGCUCGACUCGGUGGUUUGUUGAGCUCAACUCAUGAGUUAGCUCAUUUAGAGCUCAUGAGAUGUCUCAACAUUGUGGUUUGAGGCCCAACUUGAUCAUCGACUUAUGGACGAAUCGAUCUAAUUUGGACUUUCAUAAUUCAUAGGAUUGUUAAAUUAUAUAUCUCACAUAAUGUGAAGUUUAACAUGUUGAACAUGUAAGAAAAUAUGCCUUAUUUUUAAUUAUAUAAUGAAAUUAUGUACAAAAUUGUUUCGAUACUAUGACAUAACAUGAUUUGAACUAGUUAAAAUUUAUUAACUAAACAAUAUGACACCUACAAAUUAUAAUAUAAGAUUAAUUAAUGUUGAAUAUUUGAUUAUUAUUUUUUGUCGUUACAUCAAUCACAUGUACCAUACACGACAUACAAAAUGAAUGUAUCAAAUACGAUCUAAGAAAUUAGUAAACAAGUCUAGUUUGAACUCGGCUCGUUAAUAAAUGACUCGAGCUCAGUUCAUUUGUUAACCAGUCAAGUUCAAUCUGGGGUAAACUCGGCUCAGCUAGGCUCAUUUGCAGCCCUAGCCACUAUAGAGAUCAGCUUUGAAUGUCAGAAUCUACAAGUUAAAGGCUUCGACUAGUUAUAAGAAGAGAAGGAUUUCUGGUUAAUCACGGACUCGGCACUUGGAUCUCACAAUAAUUGUAAUCCAUAACGGAAACGGCCCGAUACUCCUUCUCUUGGGCUCCCCUAGUUUGCUCCGUUCAUAUAAAUCAAGAGAUAAGUUGGAUCGCUCCAAAGUCCAAAUAGUUUCCUGGUCCAAUAAGCCACUCGCCCCAAAGCCCAAAACCCCUCCGUCCAUCGCUCUACUCCUCGCGGGCCGCUGCAACAAAACCCUAGAUCCAAUCCCGGCGCCGGAGCUCGGCCUCCGAGCUUCGCCCCUUCUCACCGGAGCAGACAUCGCUUGCUGUGUCUCCUCCCUCUCCCCCGCAGGUAAAAUCCCAAUCCCUAACCGUAAUUUUCUUCUCGCGCUUCCCGUUUCUACGUGUUCGCUGUAUGCUAAAUCCAUUGUUGUACUGUCCUAGUUUCUUCGCGCUUUAUUCUGUUCGUAUUUGUUGAAUUUUCGCUCGGAUUUUUCCCGCGAAAUUUCUCUGGCUUGAGAACUGAAUGAUUUUUCCGCCAUGCGUUCCCGGGAAGCCCUUGUUGGCUUCUGCUCUGGUUUUCCGUGCCCUUUUUGGUUCCUUCAUGGCCGUGGUUUUCCGACUUGUCAGAUCGGUUUCGGGGUUGCGAUUUUUAGGGGCUUCUUUGUCCUCGUCUCCCAGCGGUUUUGCUUCACCGGCGACUAAUCUUUCCCCUGUAUAUGGUGUUGUGAUUUUGAUUCGCCAUGAUGCUCCGAUGACUAGGGGUGUCGGUUCGGGUCGGGUUCGGGUCGAAACCCGAAAAAACCCGAAACCCACUAAAACCGAACCCGAACCCGAUUAGUACUUGUGGGUUCCGGUUACCCGAAACCCAAAAAUUCCUUAUCGGGUUCGGAUUCGGUUAAAGUAAAACCGAAACCCGAAAACCAGAACGCCUAAGAAUACGGGUUGAGUUCUAUUCAUUGGAGGUUUUUAGCCGGAACCGAAAAACCGAUAAGCAAAACCAAACCCGAAACCCGAAACAAACCCGAACCCGAAAAACCAAAAAUGUAUAUAAUCGGGUCGGUUUCGGGUAAACCGGAAAAACCGAACCCGAAUGGACAACCUACCGAUGACUCGAUUGCUAAAAAUUCAUCAAGUUAACCGCGCUGUCGACUCAGUUUUGCGAUAAAACUUGACAGUAGACUAUACUGUCAAGUUUUAUCGCAAUAAGUCGAUUGCUUUCUGUAUGUAAUUGUUCUCCUCUCCACUAUUAGACAUGCCAAAGUAGUAGCACAGCAACAGCAUUCCUUCCAAUUGAUGCAUCAAAGCUUGCUCGAUCUCUUUGGUGGUUCAUCAUGUGCUAAAGUUUCUGAUUGGUUUACUUGGGGUUGCUUGAUUGAUUGGCCAGUGAAUCAGUUUCUUCUGCAGAGAAGAAGAUGGAAACCAACGGUCUCGUGAAUCGCCUGUCUCAUCUCUGCAUCAACGAUCCACUCAUCCUCAACGGCCAGCUCCUGCUCUUGCUCGAGCAACACAUCUCCCACCCUUUCACCUCCAUGGCGAACGAAGUCCUGUCAGCAGGAAGCGCCAUCAUCGACAAGAUCCGUGACAACAUAACGUACGUCAAGGCCUCAGGGAUCCACGGGGAGGCACCACAUUUGUUCCUCGACGACGACCAGUGCCAGUGGAACACGACGUAUCAGAUGCUGGCAUCUGCUUUGGAUCAGAAAGAAGUCUUCUCCCACUUGCACACUGUGAUUCCAGAGUACAGAGAUGCUCCAACCGUGGAAGAUUGGAGGCAGGUUGAAAUCAUCUGCGCGCUCUUGAGGUCUCUCUCCGAUGCAAUGGGGAAAUUAGUCGCCUCAGCCCCUUGCCCUCCCACCACCAGCACAAUGUUCCACGAGGCAUUGAUGGUCCACUUGCAUAUUGUCAGUCGUGCAGCAGCAGCAGCAGCAACAAAUGGUGAUCAUCAGUUCCUCGGCAGCUUCAUCGAACCAAUGCAGGAGAAGAUGGACAAGUACUGGAAGGAAUGUGGGUUGGUUCUCUCGAUUGCUGUCGUCAUGGAUCCUCGCUUCAAAAUGCAGUUUGUGAAAUUCAGCUCCCCCAAAAUCUUCGGCGACGAGGCUUCUCACUACGUGAAGAUGGUCGAUGACGGGCUCCAUGAGCUCUUCUCCGAGUGCCUUGCGCUUUCUCCACCUCCAUUCCCUGCUCCCAACGCUGAUCGAGUGGGCGAGCACAACCAGCUGGUGGGGAGUAUUUCGGGAUACGGGCUGGCAGAUUUCGAUGUGUACAUCAUGGAGGCGACAACAAGCAAGCAGUUCAAGUCGGAGUUGGACCAGUAUCUGGACGAGGACCUCCAGGGUCGGAGCUCGAAUUUCGACGCGGUGGAAUGGUGGAAACAGGAAAGUGUGAGGCUGAGGUACCCGACGCUGUCGAAGAUGGCGAGGGAUAUAUUGAGCAUUCCUGUAUUUACUGCUUGACGGUGUCGGAUCUUUCAAACCCUGCCUUGCAAUUGGAGAACUAGGACUAGGAUAUUUUUUUUUUUUUUUUAUAGAAUAGGACUUGAUAUUGCUACAUGGUUUCUGACAAAUUUUUACGUAC